This is a messenger RNA of Arabidopsis lyrata subsp. lyrata, 2815 nucleotides long. RefSeq names its product CCR4-NOT transcription complex subunit 10-B. The transcript is spliced from 6 exons. Gene Ontology annotation, molecular function: protein binding. Gene Ontology annotation, cellular component: CCR4-NOT complex. The coding region runs from base 132 to 2495 and encodes 787 amino acids. Gene Ontology annotation, biological process: negative regulation of translation; mRNA catabolic process. NCBI's taxonomy places the organism in Eukaryota, Viridiplantae, Streptophyta, Magnoliopsida, Brassicales, Brassicaceae. The record is from RefSeq and is a predicted model, not a curated record.
UAUUCUCUGAAAAGUGUAUCUCCUCUCUCGCCUCUCUCUACUCCUCUAAUAAAAUUCACUUUGCUAGGGUUUUCGAUUUUGUGUAUUUCACAAUUCACAAAACCCAAAAAUCUGGGUUAAACAAUUUGGUUAUGGAUUCUCGAGAUUCGUUAUCAUCCGACGCCGCUAGAGAUUCGUCGUCACUCUCCGAAGACGCAGCUGUUCUCUCUGUUACCUCUGCACUCGCUAAAACCGCUCUUUCCUAUUUCCAAUCUGGAAAAUUCGAAGAGUGUUUCGACAUUUUGAUUCAGCUUGAUCAAAAGAAACAUAACGAUCCCAAGGUUCUACACAAUAUGGCAAUUGCUGAGUAUUUCAAGGAUGGUUGCUCGAAUUCCGAGAAACUGUUGCAAGGGCUUAACCGUGUCAAGAAACAGAGUGAAGAACUUGCUUCUGCAGCAAGAGACCAAUUGGAAGCUGCAAACCCUGGAACUAACGCAUCUGUGCCAAAGGAUCAUUUUGAUAGUACAGUAACAACUCUCAACAUUGCAGUUACCUGGUUUCAUCUGCAUGACUAUUCAAAAUCUUUUUCCAUUCUAGAACCCUUGUUUCAAAAUAUUCAGCGGCUAGACGAGACAAUCGCACUUCAAAUCUGCUUCUUGUUGCUGGAUAUUGCACUGGCUUGUCGUGAUGCUGUAAAUUUUUUGGCUGUGUUUGACUAUAUGGAGAAAGCUUUUGGUGUUGGUUUUGGAAGUCACGAAGAAAAUGGAAGCACAAUGCAACUUUCUUCAAAUCAGGUUUCCAAGACAUCUUCUCUCCUGAGCAGCUCGGUGGCGUCAGAUACUUUGAAGUCCGAGUUAACAGCCGCUGAAAGUAGUCUGUGUGAGGAAACUCUAGACUAUGACAAUGUGCUAGCAGAAUUUGAGGCAGAGAAACGAAUGAAGCCAGUUGGCCAUAUUCCGGCAAACAAUCUUCUCAAGACAUUAAGCGAAAGGACGUUCUCGAAUGCUGAUCUGAAGCUUGAGUUGCAGCUUUACAAGGUCAGGUUUUUGCUUCUUACCAGAAACUUGAAAAUGGCGAAGCGUGAAGUCAAACAUGCAAUGAACAUUGCUCAAAAAAGGGACUCUUCUAUGGCUCUCCUCUUGAAAUCCCAGCUUGAGUAUGCUCAUGGGAAUCAUCCAAAGGCUAUAAAGCUUUUGGUUGUCUCCGGUAUUCAUAAAGAAGCAGGGACUUCAGGAAUCUUCAAAAACAACCUUGGUUGCAUAUACUAUCAGCUUGGAAAUUAUCAAGCUUCCUCUGUGUUAUUCUUAAAAGCUCUAAGGAGCUGUUCAUCACUUAGAAGAAACGAGAAACCAGUGAAGCCGUUUUCUCUCUCACAGGAUAAGUCUUUGUUGAUCAUAUACAACUGCGGGUUGGUUUAUUUGGCUUUGGGGAAGCCUCUACUUGCUGCUCAAUGUUUCCAGAAGGCAAGCGUAGUUUUCUGGAGACAACCCCUCAUUUGGCUCCGUUUAGCUGAAUGCUGUAUGAUGGCUUUACGAAAGGGUCUUUUGGAAGAGCGAACCACUUCUUUGGAUAGAUCAGAAAUCAGAGUCAGUGUAGUUGGGAAAGGGAAUCGGAGACAACUUAUGAUUGAAGAAAAUGGAUAUGUUGAACUUGCUGGCAAUACUCAAUUGUCAAAGCUUUCAUUACCACUAGCUCGGGUCUGUCUCUCAAAUGGUAUAUAUCUGCUCAAUGAGUCUCUCUCGAAUGAUUCUAAAUCAGAUCUUGGAUCAACAUUCUCUGUGGGGAUGAAUGAGACCAAAGAAGCAUCAUCCUCUGAUCAUGAGGAAGCUAACACGAACUCAGACUUGAAAGAGGCAAAAGGAGGAAUGAGCCAGGACAUAAUUCAAAACUCACUCUCGGCUUUCAAGGAUAUGUGUAGUAAAGAAAAGCAGUUGAUGCAACAGGCUCUUUUUGCCAAUAUGGCAUACGUAGAAUUGGAGUUGGAGAAUCCUGUCAAAGCCUUGUCAGCUGCUACUUCACUCUUGCAACUUCCAGAUUGUUCAAAGAUUUAUGUUUUCCUAGGCCAUAUCUAUGCAGCUGAGGCCCUCUGCUUGCUCAAUCGACCGAUUGAAGCUGGCGCACAUUUAUCUGCCUAUUUAGUCGGACAGGAUGAUUUCAGACUGCCAUACGCGCAAGAAGACUUUGACCAGUGGUGGAAGCACACAAGCUCUGAUUGUGAAGAGACUUUGGAUCCGUCCACAGGAAAUGCCCGGGAAUCUGUUUUCCUUAAGCCAGAAGAAGCUCGUGGAGCACUUUUCGCAGACCUUGCUGCGCUGCUUGCCACACAAGGACAUCACGACCAGGCAAAACCUUUGAUUACACACGCAUUAACUCUCUUACCGAACAAUGUACAAGCUACAGUUACAGCAGUCUACAUCGAUCUCAUGUUGGGUAGGUCGCAAGAUGCCCUUGCUCGGUUAAAACAGUGUACCCGUGUGAGCUUUGUUCCAGGCAGACUGGAAGUGAGAGCCUCAUAGAAGAUUUGUACUCUAAUCGGUAUGGUUUGUUUUUUUUUUAAAUUCAAGCUUUAGAAAUUAGUUGGUUCUAUAAAUAUCAGAGAAUAAGCUUUUGUACAAGUUUUUUUUUUUUUUUUGUUUCAUUUUUAAUUUCUUUUAUUAGUACUGUGGGAUGAUAUUUGCAUUCUUGACUUAGAUUUUGGGUCGUCUGAGGGUUAGUCGAUUUCUUGUUCAGGAACAAGAUAAGAUUGGUAGAAAAAAACACAAGUUUUUGUACUUUGUUUUAAAUCUUGUUUCAGAACAGACCCUUUAAAUUCAAUUUACCUUGGUUUAUUUUAUUU